This is a messenger RNA of Epithele typhae, 288 nucleotides long. Its product is annotated as glycoside hydrolase. The record is from RefSeq and is a predicted model, not a curated record. The transcript is spliced from 4 exons. NCBI's taxonomy places the organism in Eukaryota, Fungi, Basidiomycota, Agaricomycetes, Polyporales, Epitheliaceae. The annotation marks the transcript as partial.
CAAUGGGGAUCCGACGUUCUCUUCAUCAACGGUGGUUACCUGAACGUCACAAUUCCAUCCUGCGUCAAGUCCGGCCAGUACUUGUUCCGCGCAGAGGCCAUCUCCUUGUCCAGUGCGACGCAAUAUCCUGGCGCUCAGUUUUUCACGAGCUGCGCUCAAAUCGAGGUGACUGGUGGUGGAGACGCAGAGCCCGACACUGUCAGCUUCCCUGGAGCAUACACUCCUACCGACCCUGGUAUUGUAACCAACAUCUACACCGUCCAAGAGUACACUGUACCAGGUCAGUCG